GUUUAAAACGGAGCAAUUUGAUGCUCCAUUCUGUGGUAAGCUAACAUCGGCUAAUACAGUAAGUCACAUCCUGACAGUAACUCGGACGUACAGACGGAUUCCCCACAGCCGGACCGAAGGACGAAGACACCCGCUGAGUACUACUCCUCGGAGUGGUUAAAAUGAACAACAUGUCCCCUGAGGUUGCACUCAACCGGAUCUCACCUGAGUUGCGGCCCUUGCUGUGCAGCGUUGUGCGGAACGGCCGUGUAGGACUCGACUCCACAAACUGUCUCCGUGUGACAGACCUCAAAACUGGAUGUACAUCUCUGACCCCGGGUCCCUGCUGUGAUCGCUUCAAACUGCACAUCCCCUAUGCUGGGGAAACCCUGAAAUGGGAUAUCAUAUUCAAUGCACAGUAUCCAGAAUUGCCACCAGAUUUUAUUUUUGGAGAAGACGCCGAGUUUCUCCCUGAACCCACAGAGCUACCACACUUGGUCCAGUGGGACGCCGGGAACCCAGAAUGUUUGCUCCAGCUGGUGAAGGAGCUUAUCCAGCAGUACCACCACUACCAGUGCCAGCGUCUGCGAGAAAGCUCCAGGCUGCUCUUUGAGUAUGAUAGCCUGCUGGAGGACCCCAACUACGGCCGCAACAUGGAGAUCUAUGCAGGACGCAAGAACAGCUGGACGGGAGAGUUUUCAGCCCGUUUCCUUCUUAAACUCCCUGUGGACUUCAGCAACAUCCCUGUCUAUCUCCUUAAGGACACAGCACUGGACCCUGGAGAGGAUGUGGCCCUUCUCUCAGUGAGCUUUGAGGAUGCUGAGGCUACCCAAGUCUUCCCUAAACUCUACCUUUCCCCCAGCAUUGAACAUGCUCUGGGAGGCUCUUCAGCACUUCAUAUCCCAGCAUUCCCUAGUGGAGGAUGCCUAAUUGACUAUGUCCCUCAAGUGUGCCAGCUACUCACCAACAAGGUGCAGUAUGUCAUCCAAGGCUAUCACAAGAGGAGAGAGUACAUCGCUGCUUUCCUCAGCCACUUUGGAAUGGGCGUGGUGGAGUAUGAUGCAGAAGGAUUUACAAAACUGACUCUUCUACUCAUGUGGAAGGACUUUUGCUUCCUAGUACACGUGGAUCUCCCGCUGUACUUCCCCAGGGACCAGCCCACCCUCACCUUCCAGUCUGUGUACCACUUCACCAACAGCGGCCAGCUCUAUUCUCAGGUGCAGAAGUCCUAUCCCUACAGCCCUCGCUGGGACGGCAAUGAGAUGGCAAAGAGGGCCAAGGCGUACUUCAAGAGCUUUAUCCCUCAGUUCCAAGAGGGAGCCUUUGCCAACGGGAAACUCUAGUACUCUCUUUCUCUUAAUGACAUGCCUGGAGAGUUGCCUGUGGGAGUGUGUAUGUGAAUGUGUGUGUGUGUUUGUGCAUGCCAUUGUGUACCUGUUUAAGAGUAUGCACAGACUUACAUUUGUGAAAGGUACUGAACUGUAACAGUACAGUGAGAAUGACAGUGUGCUUUUUGCACACCGACUCUGUGAAUUCCACAGCUUGACCUUGAAAUGGUUGCCUCUUAGUUUAUUCACUUUUUUUUAUCUUAGCUUUAGUGAGAAGCCGCUGUGUAGAAAUUUAGAAGAAGUCAUCCUGGCACUGCAAUAUGCUGCAGCUAAAACCUGAAAACUCUCUCCAAAUUUCUGAAAUAAGCACAAACACUGAAAAAUAGAAUUUAUGCUGUAGAUACAAAGCAAUUGGUGUGAUGGUUAAGUUAAAGAUAAUGUGAAAGUAGCCGACACGUGAACAGUGAGCUUAUGUCACACAAUGUGGUGGGAGCAGGCUGAAAUGAUUGUUUGGUGCUUGUUACCAGCUCACAGUAAAGGGCCUUUAUUUUGAAGAGAAACUCCAAACUUGGACAGGAACUUGAUGUGACAAUCUGUCUGUCUGACCUAACAAUAACUAGUAUUGUUUAAUUGUGUUGUGCCAAUGAUGCCUGGCUUCAAGCAGUCAAACCACAAAGGGUUGGGCUCGCAACACUCCAUCCAGAGCUGCCAUGCUAUGAACAGAUAUUUGUUGAUAUGUAAACAAUAUGUAAACUAUUAACUAUGUGUAAAUCACAAAGAGCUGUAGGGGCGAUUAAGAACACCUCUGUUUACUGUUUGUUUGUCUUUGUCACUCACACAAUUGUCAAGUUGGGAUCCACUGUUGAUGUUAAAAACAAUUUUUGCCUUUAAAUUGUGUGUUCCAUUUGACUGUUUAAAGCCCUGUGAAGUCUUUUACUGACAUGCUGACAGUACUGUAAGUUAGAAUAUGUUUUGUCAAAAUUUCUACCCAGUAAAGAAGUCUGUUUCCCCUCA
This is a messenger RNA of Dicentrarchus labrax (European seabass), 2321 nucleotides long. RefSeq names its product BRISC and BRCA1 A complex member 2 (gene babam2). Gene Ontology annotation, cellular component: BRCA1-A complex; BRISC complex. NCBI's taxonomy places the organism in Eukaryota, Metazoa, Chordata, Actinopteri, Moronidae. The record is from RefSeq and is a predicted model, not a curated record. Gene Ontology annotation, biological process: double-strand break repair. The transcript is spliced from 12 exons. The coding region runs from base 162 to 1322 and encodes 386 amino acids.